Messenger RNA from Penicillium manginii, 810 nucleotides. RefSeq lists its product as uncharacterized. Gene Ontology annotation, molecular function: DNA-binding transcription factor activity, RNA polymerase II-specific; RNA polymerase II cis-regulatory region sequence-specific DNA binding; zinc ion binding. Gene Ontology annotation, cellular component: chromatin. NCBI's taxonomy places the organism in Eukaryota, Fungi, Ascomycota, Eurotiomycetes, Eurotiales, Aspergillaceae. The transcript has a single exon. Bases 1 to 810 code for a protein of 269 amino acids. The record is from RefSeq and is a predicted model, not a curated record. Gene Ontology annotation, biological process: DNA-templated transcription; regulation of transcription by RNA polymerase II.
AUGAUGAAUACUUUAUCAAAUUUGAGAGGGAAUUCCGAUCAAACAGUCUCAACUCCCGUGGAUUCGCCACGUAGUCAAUCCGGUCUGCUACUUGCGUCUUCCGGCCAGGUCCAAUUACUAGACUGGGAUUUGCAGUGGCCAUUCUAUGGCGAAGGCCUGCCAGAUGUCAAUUUAGGGUGGACAUUGGACUUCCUAUCCAACGACGCAUCUACACAUAGCCCGUUGGACUUCAUGCAUGAACAUGAGGAAUUGAACGCUUCAAUCCAGCUGGAUGACUCAACUCUUAACCAAGGUGGAAGCGAGGAUCCACGUGUCAUUGGGCUGGCUGGUGCACGAGAGAAAGAAGCUCGAGAAUGGCAAGCUCGAACACAGCCUCGGGAAAUUUCGGGAUCAGCUGCGUACGUUGACGCUGAUGAACGAAAAAAUGCGUUCGUCACAAAUCCACCAUCUUUGAACCCGAAUAUUUCUCUUUCAAGUGAAACUCAUAUGUCGAUGAUGGAUACCGUUACCGCACCUCUCAUCGACAACUUCUGCAGUGACAAGGGGAAGUGCGCUCAAUCGUUUCCCCCAUUACCCAUCAUCUCAUACUUUCUCCAGCUCUUUUUUGUGCAUGUCCAGCCUCGAUUCCCGGUACUACAUAUCCCUACAUUCAACCCGAAUAACUCUUCGCCAAACCUCUUGCUAGCUAUGGCAAUUGUGGGAUCCAGUUACUCGGAAUCAAAUCAAAACAAAUUCGCCCUGACAUAUCUUGCAAGAACAAGAACUUCAAUCAAGUUGAUGCAGGAGAGGGAUCAGAGCUAUGUGCGAUGA